Penaeus monodon (black tiger shrimp) is the source of this 630-nucleotide messenger RNA. Its product is annotated as 41 kDa spicule matrix protein-like. The coding region runs from base 1 to 630 and encodes 209 amino acids. The transcript is spliced from 2 exons. The record is from RefSeq and is a predicted model, not a curated record. Lineage: Eukaryota; Metazoa; Arthropoda; Malacostraca; Decapoda; Penaeidae.
AUGGGAGUCGGGAGUAGGGAGUCGGGAGUAGGAGUCGGAAACGAGAGGCGAGGAGUUGGGAGGGAGUCGGAAGUCGGGAAUCGGGAGUCGGGAGUUGGGAGUCGGGAUCGGGAGUCGGGAGUCGGGAGUCGGAAAUCGAGAGGCGGGAGUUGGGAGUCGGGAGUCGGGAGUUGGGAGUCGGAAAUCGAGAGGCGGGAGUUGGGAGUCGGGAGUUGGGAGUCGGGAGUCGGGAGUAGGGAGUCGGGAGUCAGGAAUGGGAGUCGGGAGUCGGGAAUCGAGAGGCGGGAGUUGGGAGUCGGGAGUUGGGAGUCGGGAGUCGGGAGUCGGGAGUCGGGAGUUGGGAAUCAGAGUCGGAUCGGAGUCGGAAUCAGAGUCGGGAAUCGGGAGUCGGGAGUCGGGAAUCGAGAGUCGGGGUCGGGAAUCGGGAGUCGGAGCGGGAGUAGAGAGUCGGGAGUCGGGAGUCGGGAGUCGGGAGUCGGGAGUCGGGAGUGGGAGUCGGGAGUUGGGAGUCGGGAGUCGGGAGUAGGGAGUCGGGAGUCAGGAAUCGGGAGUCGGGAGUCGGGAGUAGGGAGUCGGAGUCGGGAAUCGAGAGGCGGGAGUUGGGAGUCGGGAGUUGGGAGUCGGGAGUAG